Molecule: messenger RNA, 483 nt
Organism: Prorocentrum cordatum
Lineage: Eukaryota; Dinophyceae; Prorocentrales; Prorocentraceae
Source: the annotation of a GenBank genome assembly
AUGACGGACCAGCUCAACGCCGGGGCGGUGAGGAACCACUACCGCGCCGGCACGCUCUGCCCGAUCGCGGCGAUGGAGCGGCUCCAGGCUCAUCAUCCCCAGCGGAUAAAGGGCACCGAGGAACGGCUGCCCAUUUUCCGCUGGGCGUCAGGUACUCCGAUUCGCAGGGCCGAGGUGCAGCACUUCCUGACCGUCGCGGGGCUGGCCGCCAGGCUCUCCAAGGAAGAAAUCGGCAACCGCUCCUUGAGGAUCGGCGGGGCGACUGCGAUGUACCACGUGACGGAGGACCUCUCCCGGGCGCGCCAGUUCGGGCGUUGGCAGUCGGACACGUUCCACGGCUACCUGUGGGAGUCGCACGAGCCGAUGAAGGGCGUCUCCAGAAAGAUGGCCAGGGACACCUCAUCGCUGACCAACCCGGCGAGAGACAGUGCACCCGCCAGAGCCGCCGCCGGCGCCGAGAGCGACAGGCGCGAGAGCCCAUGA